Trichoplax adhaerens is the source of this 951-nucleotide messenger RNA. RefSeq lists its product as uncharacterized. Gene Ontology annotation, cellular component: membrane. The coding region runs from base 1 to 951 and encodes 316 amino acids. Gene Ontology annotation, biological process: G protein-coupled receptor signaling pathway. Lineage: Eukaryota; Metazoa; Placozoa; Uniplacotomia; Trichoplacea; Trichoplacidae. The record is from RefSeq and is a predicted model, not a curated record. The transcript has a single exon. Gene Ontology annotation, molecular function: G protein-coupled receptor activity.
AUGUCUAAUAUAACCAAUCAAACUGGCAAUGGCAGUAACCUCCUUUCAAAUGGAAUAGCUCAAUCUAUUAUCGUUUAUGGAGUUAUUUCAGGAUUAACUAUCUUGACUAAUAUUUCUUUAUUGGGAUUAAUUAUAUCUGAGCGUAAACUUCAUACUACGUCAAACUGGAUCAUGGCCAGCAUGUUUUUUACUGGAAUUAUCUUUGGACUAUUUUAUUUGUUACCUCGGUGGACACUCUACUAUCAGUGGCUUUAUAAAGACCCAAUCGCAUGCACCGUUCUACCCCUAACAGGCAUCGGAUUAAUUAUUAACUUAAAUUUACAUUUAACAUUAGUCAGUCUAGAUCGAUACUUGUGUGUUAUGUUUCCCAUUAGAUAUAAAAUAAGGAAAACUUGUUUAAUUGUAAUGUUAUCAGUGGUUGCCGUCUGGUUAUUGAGUAUUUUAAGUGCUUAUUUACCCCUUGUUACAAUAUUAAUUCCCCUACCCGAUCGUUGUGCUGAAUUAACCUCAAGCAACCCACUUCAUCAAGCUUACUUAAUCCUUAUUUUCAGCGUUUUAUUUUUCUUUCCAUUGCUUGUCUUAAUUGUGACUUAUACACAAAUCUUGUUCAUUGUUAACAAUCAUCAACGAAAUAAAAUCAUGCACCAACGAGGUAGUACACCAAUCUCACUCAUUAAGCGCAAUAUUCGAGCAAUCAAAUGUAUGGCAAUUAUGAUUGGUAUCUUUAUCCUAUUUUGGUUGCCCUAUAUCGUUAGCCUUUUCAUGUUUUUUUUUCCUGGGUUGGUUACGUCUACAGCACAAGAAUCUGUACGUAACUUACAGUAUUUAGCUUUUUCCUAUCCAGCCAUAAAUCCACUCGUUUACGCCUAUGUUACUGCCAGUUUACGUCGCGAAAUUGGGAACAGGCUUCGUGCUACAUCUACAUUGCUUGAUAAUAUUAUAUUUAGUUGA